Messenger RNA from Erpetoichthys calabaricus (reedfish), 4552 nucleotides. RefSeq names its product AP-2 complex subunit alpha-2. The coding region runs from base 281 to 3253 and encodes 990 amino acids. Gene Ontology annotation, molecular function: clathrin-cargo adaptor activity. Gene Ontology annotation, biological process: intracellular protein transport; clathrin-dependent endocytosis. The record is from RefSeq and is a predicted model, not a curated record. Lineage: Eukaryota; Metazoa; Chordata; Cladistia; Polypteriformes; Polypteridae. The transcript has 23 exons. Gene Ontology annotation, cellular component: AP-1 adaptor complex; AP-2 adaptor complex; membrane coat.
GCCUCAGAAACACACCUCCUACUCUCCUUUUCCCUUUCCCUUGAAGUGGGUUGGGUUCAUUUUGGGCUGGUUUUGGUCAAUUGGUCUGGUGUUUGGUGAGUGGACUUGGCAGCACAGAUUGGAGUGGUUUUCGCCAGUCGUAGUGGACCUCGUAGAGUUGGUGGAUUAUUUUGACUGGACCUGUCAGUAUUCUUUUGACCCAUUUCAUCUCUGCGGAACCGGCGUUCUUUUGGUCCAAAAAAUACUCGGCAGCCACAACAACGAUUCAGUAAACUAGAAAAUGCCGGCUGUUUCGAAGGGAGAUGGAAUGCGAGGUUUGGCGGUGUUUAUAUCCGACAUCAGAAACUGUAAAAGUAAAGAAGCAGAGAUAAAGCGAAUAAACAAAGAGCUAGCUAAUAUUCGUUCAAAGUUUAAAGGUGAUAAGGCAUUGGAUGGAUACAGUAAGAAGAAAUAUGUCUGCAAACUACUGUUUAUUUUUCUUCUGGGACAUGACAUUGAUUUUGGACAUAUGGAGGCUGUUAAUCUACUUAGUUCCAAUAAAUACACUGAAAAACAAAUUGGUUACCUGUUCAUCUCUGUACUGGUGAAUUCUAACAGUGAGUUGAUCCGGCUAAUUAAUAAUGGUAUCAAGAAUGACCUGGCUAGCCGAAAUCCCACCUUCAUGAAUCUUGCCUUACAUUGCAUUGCUAAUGUGGGCAGUCGAGAAAUGGCAGAGGCCUUUGCAGGAGACAUUCCCAAGAUUCUAGUAGCUGGAGACACCAUGGACAGUGUAAAACAGAGUGCCGCCUUGUGUUUGUUGAGGUUGUAUCGGACAUCUCCCGAUUUAGUUCCAAUGGGAGAGUGGACUUCCCGAGUGGUUCAUUUGCUGAAUGAUCAGCAUUUGGGAGUUGUUACAGCUGCUACUAGUUUGAUUACAACCCUUGCACAGAAAAACCCAGAAGAGUUCAAGACAUCUGUAUCUUUGGCAGUGUCGCGGCUAAGCAGGAUUGUAACAUCAGCAUCAACAGACCUCCAGGACUACACUUACUACUUUGUUCCUGCUCCUUGGCUGUCUGUGAAACUUCUUAGGCUCUUACAGUGUUACCCUCCUCCUGAGGAUGCAGCAGUCAGAGGACGCCUGACAGAAUGCCUGGAAACUAUCCUAAAUAAAGCACAGGAGCCACCUAAAUCAAAGAAGGUUCAGCACUCCAAUGCAAAAAAUGCCGUCCUUUUUGAAGCAAUCAGCUUAAUAAUACACCAUGACAGUGAGCCUAAUCUGCUGGUGCGAGCCUGUAAUCAGCUGGGACAGUUUUUGCAACAUCGUGAGACUAAUCUACGAUACCUUGCACUAGAAAGCAUGUGUACACUAGCAAGUUCUGAAUUCUCACAUGAAGCAGUCAAGACUCAUAUUGAGACUGUCAUUGGUGCUCUUAAGACUGAAAGGGAUGUUAGUGUGAGACAACGAGCUGUUGACUUGCUGUAUGCCAUGUGUGACCGAAGUAAUGCUCAACAGAUUGUAGCAGAAAUGUUGAACUACCUGGAGACAGCUGAUUACUCUAUAAGGGAAGAGAUUGUGCUGAAAGUAGCAAUUCUAGCUGAAAAGUAUGCUGUGGAUUACACGUGGUAUGUAGACACAAUCCUGAACUUGAUUCGCAUUGCAGGAGACUAUGUGAGUGAGGAGGUCUGGUACAGAGUCAUACAGAUUGUCAUCAAUCGGGAAGAUGUUCAAGGCUAUGCUGCUAAAACAGUCUUUGAGGCCCUGCAAGCACCAGCUUGCCAUGAAAAUUUAGUGAAAGUUGGAGGAUACAUAUUGGGAGAGUUUGGAAACCUGAUUGCUGGAGAUCGGAGAUCCAGCCCUUUGAUUCAGUUCAAUUUGCUACACUCUAAAUUUCACCUCUGCAGUGUGCCCACACGGGCCUUGCUACUUUCGACUUAUAUCAAAUUUGUGAAUCUGUUCCCGGAGAUCAAAACCACCAUCCAAGAUGUUUUACGAAGUGACAGUCAACUAAGAAAUGCAGAUGUGGAGCUUCAGCAGCGAGCAGUGGAAUAUCUGCGACUAAGUUGCAUUGCUAGUACAGACAUUCUGGCCACAGUCCUGGAGGAGAUGCCACCCUUCCCAGAAAGGGAGUCCUCUAUUUUGGCUAAGCUAAAGAAGAAGAAGGGUCCUGGAAUGGUUUCCGAGAUAGAAGAAACAAAGAAAGAGAGAAAUGUAGAAAUGAAUGGAAGUACAGAACCUGCAACAAACGCCAGCACUGUGACUCCUCUCUCCUCUUUUUUCCUGGACCUCCUUGCUCAGCCUGCCAUUGAACGUCCUCAUCCCACCAAGUCUUUACCACAGGCUCCUCUUUUACCUGCUUCCUUCUUAUUUCCAGGGACAUGCCCUCUUCUCCCUAAAAGAAGCCUUUCCUUUGAGUCCACGCCAUCUCCCUCUACUGACCUCCUUGGUAUAGAAUCUACAGCAGUCUUCAAUUCUGUGCCACUUAACUCAACAGGUGGUAGUCUUCUAGUAGAUGUUUUUUCAGAGAAUUCCGCACCAGUUGCAACACUUGCUUCAGCUGCAGAAGAGAAUUUUUCCAGGUUUGUAUGUAAAAAUAAUGGUGUUCUGUUUGAAAACCAGCUGUUGCAAAUUGGGCUGAAAUCAGAAUUUAGACAGAAUCUUGGUCGAAUGUAUGUCUUUUAUGGAAAUAAAACUUCCACACAGUUCUUAAGUUUCUCUUCAAAUGUGAUCUGUCAGGAUGGUCUUAAAAGUCAACUAAAUAUACAGACAAAACCAGUCGACCCAACAGUGGAAGGUGGUGCUCAGGUGCAACAGAUUUUGAAUAUUGAAUGUGUAUCAGACUUUACAGAGGCCCCAGUUUUAAAUAUUCAGUUUAGGUAUGGUGGAACUCUUCAGAAUGUCUCUGUUAAGUUGCCUGUUACACUGAACAAGUUUUUCCAGCCCACAGAAAUGACUUCUCAGGAUUUCUUCCAACGAUGGAAGCAGCUUAGCAAUCCACAGCAAGAAGUUCAGAAGAUUUUCAAAGCAAAACAUCCAAUGGAUACAGAGGUGACAAAAGCGAAGAUAAUUGGUUUUGGCGUGGCCUUGCUGGAUGGAGUAGAUCCCAACCCCUCCAACUUUGUUGGAGCUGGAGUUAUCCACACAAAGACAAUCCAAGUUGGCUGUUUGCUGCGCUUAGAACCAAAUACUCAAGCCCAGAUGUACCGCCUAACAUUAAGAACAAGUAGAGACACUGUAUCACAAAGGUUGUGCGGACUUCUUUCAGAACAGUUUUAAUUAACAGUCAUUUCUCAGUACCUUAACAGCAAAUUCUUACCCGGUCUUGCAGAGAUGCAAGCUUAUAAAACUUGUCCUGUUUGUACAAUUGUGCUUUUUUUAAUUGUUUCUCAUAAUCUAAACCGUUCCAUACUUUGUAACUUUUCUGACCCUCUUUCUCUAAUUGAUUUUCAAAUGAUACAAUGUACAGUGUAAAUUAAAAAAAUAUAACCGUUCUUGCCAUUUAGCUUUACUAAUUACAUGUUUACUAUGCUCCUUUUUAUUGGUAAGCAAAGCCUUUUUUGUUACAAAAUAUAUAUGUAUAAAAAAAGAGUAAAUUGAAUGUGACUGGAUUUUUUUGUGUUUUUGUCUUCAUAGUUUAGCCAUUGAUUCGAUCAAAUUAUGAAUUUGAUAGGACUUGUGUACUUGCCAGGUGUUUAGACUUUUUUAAAACAGCAUUGUUCAACGGUGACUGGCGAAUGUUUCUCUUAAAAAUCAACCUGCACUCCGCAGCAGGAGAAGCGAUGAAUGUGAUUCUGUUUACCAAUUUCUUUUUUCUUAAGAGAAUGUUAAAUUCUAAACAGUAAGAAAAUAUCCAAAUAUUUCACAAUUUCCACUAGAUUUCUGUGCCUAAAGUUCAGCCAAUCCCAAAGGUCUUUCCUGUUCUGGAGUAUCCAUGAUGUCCAGAUGUCUCCAUAGCACUGCACUGCCUAUCCCCUCUGUGCCUUUUAUUUUCAGAUUAUUUUCUGACAUUAUAAUGGACUUUCAGUCCCUUGAGACAUUUUGGCAUAUUUAUCGCCAGUGUCCACAUCAUAUUCUAACAAGUGCCCUUGCCUUUGAAGUGUUGUAUGCAAUGUUUGUAUUGUAUUUUUUAAUAAUUCAAAACCAUUUGAGGUAAAACGUUUUGCUUCACAGCCAAAUCAAGCCACUUCAGUGUUUGAUGGACAUAAAAGCAGCAGUCAUGAUGAGCGGAUGUUUGUUGUGAGAGGCCAUCUUUGACUGACAGUGUGCAGCAUUCACAUAUUACUGCCUUUUCUAGUCAUUGCGUCUUAAACCGCUACUUGCAAGUGUGGUUGGCAGGACAAGGCAGUCUGAAAUGAGUCAUGUGAUGGGUCAUGUCGGUGUGUAACGUUUUCAAUGAAAGAAAAUGUGAAAUAUAAGUUGCAUAAGACAAUGUCAUAUUUAAGAGCAUAAAGUUUACAAAGACACCAUUCAGCAAAUUCAGCUUGUUUGGUUAGCUAAUCUGCUCAAUUCUAUAAUAAUUUUAUAAAGGAAUUUCUUUUGAUAAGUAAAAACAUAAUAAAAAUAUGAUUACAAAAA